This is a messenger RNA of Cyphomyrmex costatus, 1389 nucleotides long. It is a transcript of the gene Task7, whose product is annotated as TWIK-related acid-sensitive K[+] channel 7. The record is from RefSeq and is a predicted model, not a curated record. Gene Ontology annotation, cellular component: plasma membrane. The transcript has 5 exons. Gene Ontology annotation, molecular function: outward rectifier potassium channel activity; potassium ion leak channel activity. Lineage: Eukaryota; Metazoa; Arthropoda; Insecta; Hymenoptera; Formicidae. Gene Ontology annotation, biological process: stabilization of membrane potential; potassium ion transmembrane transport. Bases 110 to 1123 code for a protein of 337 amino acids.
AAGAACAUUAUUGUCAGGGGAAAUCUCGAGAAACUCGUUGAGAGUGUGAUUGCUGUGAUUUUUGUAUUCUGUUGCGCGUUUAGACGCGCGAUAGAACAAAACGGCGAAGAUGAAGAGACAGAAUGUUAGGACUUUGUCGUUAGUAGUGUGCACAUUUACGUAUCUCCUUGUUGGCGCCGCGGUAUUUGAUGCCCUUGAAUCGGACACUGAGAAGAAACGCUGGGAAUUUCUUUCGGAGAUUCGUCGUAAUAUGAUGAGGAAGUAUAAUAUCACGCCGGAGGACUACAAGAUGGUCGAAAUUGUAAUAAUAGAAAACAAACCACAUAAAGCGGGACCGCAGUGGAAAUUUGCGGGUGCUUUCUAUUUUGCUACUUUAGUAUUAGCCAUGAUUGGUUACGGCCAUUCCACUCCUGUGACUAAAACCGGAAAGGCAUUUUGCAUGGUAUACGCGGUAGUAGGAAUUCCUUUAGGAUUAGUAAUGUUCCAAAGCAUUGGUGAGCGAUUGAACAAGUUUGCAUCGGUCGUGAUUAGAAGAGCAAAGACUUAUCUCAGAUGUCAAAGAACAGAAGCUACAGAGAUGAAUCUCAUGCUAGCGACUGGUUUACUUUCAAGUAUAAUUAUUACGACAGGUGCUGCAGUGUUUUCGAGAUAUGAGGGUUGGAGCUAUUUUGAUAGUUUUUAUUACUGUUUUGUGACGCUUACAACUAUAGGUUUUGGUGACUAUGUCGCUCUUCAGAAUGAUCAAGCACUUUCCAAUAAACCUGGAUAUGUGAUUUUGAGUUUAAUCUUCAUCCUGUUUGGUUUAGCUGUAGUCGCUGCCAGCAUUAAUUUGCUCGUAUUGCGCUUCAUGACGACGGAUUCUGGCGAGGCGCGUCGUGAUGACACUGAACUGCAAUCGGCUUCGCAUCACGUUUUGACGUUAGACGGAGAGGUUGUGGCGGUAAAUGGAAAGCUUCUGGGCAGUCACGUGCCUGUCGUACACGACACAGACGAUUGUGUGAGCGUAUGCUCUUGCACUUGUCUAGGUCCAGCAAAUUCCGAGCUAUUGGAUCCUUCCGGAUAUCAGGGAUAUCGGCCACCCCCGACUUCUGCCAGUCUCCGGGUAAAACGUGCGUCCGUCUGAUGGAGGGAGUUUCGUCGUCGCAGUUUACGUCGCCGAUUUUCGAAGGCCGAUAGCCGAGAAUUGCUCGGUAUUGAUGUUUAAAAUUCCCCGCACAAAACUCCUCGCAAGGAAAUACCGCACACUGUGAUACAUCUACGAAGAACAAUUUACAACUUUCCGUAAAGAUUUUCACAUUCUGUGUGGAAAGUAAAGUUUUAAAAACUGCCAUUUAAAGAAAUAUUUGAUGUUUGAUAAUUAGAACUCUGAUUGUUGAUCGUUGUCCGAAU